GCUCAAGUCCCGCUCAAAUACACCUGACACGCGCGCUGUCUGUGGUAAGCCAGUGGCCUUUGGUGGUCACCUUUUAUUCAAUGUCUCCACAAUUACCUAUCAACAUUUCCCUAUAUAAUCGCCCAGUAUGGGGAAGUUAAAUAUCCUUCAACACAAAAGCUGGCAUGUUUACAAUGAAGUGAACCAAGAGCGGGUUCGUAAAGAUGAGGAAGCAGCUCGGAUUGAGGAGGAGAAGAAGAAAGAGCGCGCACUCCAAGCAGAUAGAGAGGCACGCUUGGCACUCCUUCGCUCUAAAUCUCGGGGGAGGAUUGGGUCUUCGCACGCCGAGGUGCUGGAUGUAGCACCGAAUGAAGUAUCCACAGCUCUAUCGCUGCCCGAUACUGAAGAGCGACAUAUAGGCCACGUUAAUCUGUUUGAAGAGGCUGAGAGAGAAGCGAGAGGGAAGGGCGGAAAAAAUCCAGAGUAUGAGGCAGAGAAGAGAGCAAAGGAGAAGAAGGAAGCUGACAAAUUCACCUGGUACCUCGGAGAGACAAAGGAUGGAAAGAAAGAAACCCCCUGGUACGCUACAUUGGAUCUAAAGAGUGAUAAAAAACCUCAAGAAGGACCUGCUGGACUCAUCAAGGAUGAGAAAGCUCGAAAAGCAAAAGAUGAGCGGAGGAAGGCGAAAGAGGAUCCUUUGAAUGCUAUGACAAAAUAUGUAUCAAAAUCGGAAAGGAGAGAGAGAGAGCGACAGGCGCACAGUGAAAGGAGGAAACGAGCGACCAAGACACGAGAGUCUUCCUCUUCGUCCUCGUCCAAUAUCGAGAAGCUGCGGGCGGAACGUCUAGCCCGCGAACGUGUCGAGCGGGCGAAAGCUCAAGAGGUGUUGCAACCCGGGUCCGCGUUACCUACCCGGCAUUUUGAAGAUUCAGCAUAUUAUCACUCGCAAUUCAAUCCAGAUUUUGUGAGGCGACGUCGCGAUGAGGCACCAGCGAGGAGUAGGCGACAUGAACCUUACUGAUCUCCAUCCUUACCCAAAAGGACCUACAUGUCGAGUGAAUUUAGUCAACGCAGUAAAUACACAAUCCUGAUGCAAUGUAAAUAUAUAAUCUUGUACAUUUUUGUCUUGUCUAUAAUACAAUAAAUUGAGGUCUAACAUCACGUUCUCUA
Messenger RNA from Spizellomyces punctatus DAOM BR117, 1149 nucleotides. RefSeq lists its product as uncharacterized. Bases 128 to 1000 code for a protein of 290 amino acids. Lineage: Eukaryota; Fungi; Chytridiomycota; Chytridiomycetes; Spizellomycetales; Spizellomycetaceae. The record is from RefSeq and is a predicted model, not a curated record. The transcript has 2 exons.